UAUAAAGAGCAACACGUAGCACAAACUUACGGUCAGUCUGUGUUAAGUCGUGUUUGGACUAGUAAAUCAAAAUGAUGCUUAAACUUCUUGCUGCUUUUGUGAUCUUCGGAUUGGCGUCCGCACGUGUCAACGUGCGCUACGAUCGGGCGCGCCUUCGCGAAGCCUUGGAGCAGAUGUGCCAGAAAGCCGGAGCGGAGGACCGCGUGGAUGAAGCGGAGCGUGGAAUUUUGACGUUUGCGGACUGCUUUAACGGCUUAGUAGACAUGGAAAGUAUGGGGCCAACCCUAGAAAAACAGGGUAUGGAUAUGUUUGGUGCAAUUCUGACUUUUGUAAAAAAUACAUGCAAAAAGCAGUCGGAAAUCCUCUCGUGCGUCAACACUGGGAUAGACGCUGUUUCGCUUUGCAGCGAUUCAAAGAUACAAGCAAAAAUUAAUGAGACCAAGCAGGGAUUCGUAGAAGCCACCGACCUGUUCUGCAAAGACGACUCCAAGGCUUUUAGCGAGUUCAUCAAUGACGGGGCCCUUCAAUGCAUGUUGGAUCAACGCCUACAGCUCACGAAUAGAUGUAUGAGGCAAAUCCAGACACUUUCUAACUACAAGACUUUAACCACCGAACAAGCGUGUGUCAGCGUUAACGGGCUCACGAGCUGCUUCAUGGACGUCCUGGAGUCCUGUCCAAAAGCCUCCACCCCGGCCUUCGUCCGUUCGCUGUUUAGAGCUGUCUACAAGGGCUCGUACUGCGAGUUCCCUGAGGAGGACAAAAAAAUUCAAGACAAUACGAUUUAAUCGCGGUCAAUCAAUCCUGAUCCAGUGCUGCCAAAGAUUCUUAAAAUACCUAAAUAAAUAUUAGUAGAUCAUAGCGUUUGAUUUUCAUAUUUCAUAUCAUUUCCUGACCGAAACGCGUCUUCAAGGCUGUGAUCUGUGGUUCAAUUCGUUAGCGGGUCAAUUGCAAGGUCAAUUUAUUGUGAUGACAAUGAUUCAAAACUCAUUUAUAUUUCUAAAUUGCUAAACCUUACUUUGUUAAGACAAUAAAAAUUUGACUCAUA
Ostrinia nubilalis (European corn borer) is the source of this 1045-nucleotide messenger RNA. Its product is annotated as 27 kDa glycoprotein-like. The transcript is spliced from 7 exons. The record is from RefSeq and is a predicted model, not a curated record. Lineage: Eukaryota; Metazoa; Arthropoda; Insecta; Lepidoptera; Crambidae. The coding region runs from base 72 to 785 and encodes 237 amino acids.